Molecule: messenger RNA, 3263 nt
Organism: Pseudoliparis swirei
Lineage: Eukaryota; Metazoa; Chordata; Actinopteri; Perciformes; Liparidae
Gene: stk26
Product: serine/threonine protein kinase 26
Exons: 12
Coding region: 267-1475 (402 amino acids)
Biological process (GO): protein phosphorylation
Molecular function (GO): protein kinase activity; ATP binding
Source: RefSeq, a predicted model, not a curated record
UGUGUGUGUGUCGCCGCUGCUACACACUCCCACAGCUCGUGUUUGUGUAGUUUGUUCUUCUUAUUUUCCUCCAACAAAACGCACCCGGAUACACUUACUAACUUCUUCCGUCGAAAUUAAACCCCCUAAUUUAUUUUUGGGAGUUUAUUUGUGUGUGUGCGUGUGUGUGUGUGUGUGUGUUCCUCGAAGAGGAGGUAUAAAGAAAAGCAAGAAGAAGAAAACACAAACCUGGAGGAGGAGCAGGGCGUUCACACUUCGAAGUAGCCAUGGAAGUUCCUGGUAUGCAGAGUUCUCAGAUUGAUCCUGAGGAGUUGUUCACUAAGUUGGAUCGUAUUGGAAAAGGAUCCUUUGGAGAAGUGUUUAAAGGUAUAGAUAACCGUACCCAGAGCGUGGUGGCCAUUAAGACCAUCGACCUGGAGGAGGCGGAGGACGAGAUAGAAGAUAUCCAGCAGGAGAUCACGGUGCUGAGUCAGUGUGACAGCCCGUACAUCACCAAGUACUUUGGCUCCUACCUCAAGGGCAGUAAGCUCUGGAUCAUCAUGGAGUACCUGGGUGGAGGGUCCGCGCUGGACUUGCUGCGGGCGGGUCCCUUUGACGAGUCCCAGAUCGCCACCAUGCUGAAGGAGAUCCUGAAGGGUCUGGACUACCUUCACUCUGAGAAGAAGAUCCACCGAGACAUUAAAGCCGCCAACGUGCUGCUGUCGGAGCACGGCCAGGUGAAGCUGGCGGACUUCGGCGUGGCCGGCCAGCUGACGGACACGCAGAUCAAGAGGGAGACCUUCGUGGGAACGCCCUUCUGGAUGGCGCCCGAGGUCAUCCAGCAGUCCGCCUACGACUCCAAGGCCGAUAUCUGGUCGCUGGGCAUCACGGCCAUCGAGCUCGCCAAAGGGGAACCCCCGAACUCGGACAUGCAUCCCAUGCGAGUUCUGUUCCACAUCCCCAAGUCUCCUCCCCCGACGCUGAGCGGAGAGUUCUCCAAGAGCUUCAAGGAGUUCACCGAGGCGUGCCUCAACAAGGACCCGACCUUCCGUCCCACAGCCAAAGAGCUCCUCAAACACAAGUUCAUCGUGAAGCACUGCAAGAAGACGUCCUACCUCAGCGAGUUGAUCGACAGGUACAGGCGCAGGAAGGAGGAGGGGCAUAGCGGCAGCAGCUCCGACGACUCGGACAGUGAGUCCAGUAAUAAGGAGAACAGCGACUCACCUGAGUGGUCUUUCACCGUCCGUAAGAAGAAGCCGGCGGAAGGAAGGAAAGUCCUCAAUGGAACGGGUCAGGAUCAGCUGAGUAAAUCUGCCAGUCUGACCACGGUCAUCUCUCCCAUCUUCACCGAGUUGAAGCAGCAGCACAAGGAGCACUCUGAGCAGCGAUUGGCCAUCGAGGAGCUCGAACGCAACAUCCGAUUGGCCGAGGAGGUGUGUCCAGGCAUCACGGACAGGAUGGUCACACACAUCCUCGCCAGAUUCACGACCAACUGAGGGCUCAGAUUGUUUUUGGGGUGACGAGAGACUGUGACUGUGUCACGCUGCUGGACCAUGCAGAGGAGAUUUGCUGUGCGAUGUCUCCUCGCUGUACACACACACACACACACACACACACACUACUAAUGUAAUAUAUACACUAGAUAUUAUAAAUAUAUAUAUAUUCACAGCUGCAGUUUGAAGACCUUUUUUUAAAUUCGCAGAUUUUCUUUUUUUUUCUAAUCAAGUGGUUUAAAAAUACAUAGAAAACAAUCUUGAAGUUUAAAGUCUGACUUGCAGCAAAUUGAAGUCAGACUUAAAAUGGUUCAACACGACCGUCGCGGGCCUUGAUUAUUUAUGCCGCCAUUUUCAAAAAACAAAGUACACAGAAACAUACACAGAUGAAUAUAUAGCAGGAGGGUUUUCGUUCGUUAGCAGUGGUUUGUUGUUGUUGGCUUUCUAUAUGUUUAUAUGUUGUCCAGUAGCACUUGAGACAGAUUAUAUGCCAAUAUUACAUAUUUUUUGUUGUCUUUAUUAAUGCUUAAAAUUCCCAUAUCCCAGAAUUCAGUUGUGUUUAUUUUUAGGGUUUAAUGCUUCUUUUUUAUUUUUAUGUGUCACCCAGGUUGAUCUCUACUGAUUUGUGUUUUGCUUAUUUUGAACAUCCAAGGUGGAAACUCACCUGAGGAACCUGAACCUGUUGCCACAAAAUCCAUUUCAAGAAUUCAGACCCAUUCCUGGGCGCUACCAGCUGGCUAGUAGCGUGCUAACUCUUUCUAAAAGAGCUAAAUUCAUCUUUAUAAAUAUGUUUUAGAUGCUCAGGUUUGUUAAUUAAACUGCAAAAAAAUCCACUUAUAAAAAUACAAACACAUUUUAAACUCAUUUUUGCGGGCUUUCAGGCUAGCUAGGUAGCGAAUAGCUUGCUAACGAGUAAGCUAGCUAUCUAGCUAACUGUAACUAGCUAAAUUCAUCUUUAUAAAUAUGUUUAGGAUGCUCAAGUUUGUUAAUUAAUCUACGAAAAACAACAAUUUAGGAAAAUACAGAUGCAUUUUAAACUCAUUUUGUAGCUUCCAGGUUAGCAGCUUGCUAACAAGUAAGUUAGCUUGCUCGCUAACUGUUGUUUCUAAAUUAAUGAGCUAAAAUUCAUCUUUAUAAAUAUGUUCAAGAUGCUCAAGUUUAAACUGUAAAAACAACCAUCUAUAAAAAUAAAGAUGCAUUUUGAACAGUUUUUUUGGGAGCAUCUAGACUAGCUAGGAAGCUAGUAGCGUGCUAACAAGUAACCUCGUAGCUUGCUAGCUAACAGUUGUUUCCAAGUUUUAUGAAGCUAUUUCAGAUAAAGUGCCAACUUAAAAUGUUCAAAAGUACAUAAAUGAAUAAAAGGUUUCAUUUGUAAACGUUGGUGGAGAUUAAAUUAUGGGAUGUUCAGAAAGUGUCUGAAUAAGAUUUCAGUGGAAAUUAAAGGAAAAGGAAUAUUUUCAAGGAUCUGCAGUCGGACACGCCCACUGCGCCGGAAGAGACGGCUUCCUGUUUCUAGACGCGUCGAGUUUGGGGAAAACAUCGAAAAUUAAAAGUUUAUGAACAAAACGUCACCACCUUGUUUCUAAUAGGAUAUUAAUAUGAUCGUUUGUACCAAAGACACUAUAACACUUGGUCAUUGUAUAUUUUUGUCUUUAUAUAUCAUAAGGGAUGUGAACAUGUUUGUUGAGGGGAAAUGAAAGAUGUAAGAUUUACAUAAGUGUACUCUUCUUUUCUUUUUUUUUGUAGCGGGACUUAGAGUUUAUGAAUAAAUAUUUAAGUUUGAUUGAGAAA